GUAACCUACUGCAUGCGUCCAAUCGAAUUUCUCUUAUUUAUUGAAUUUGACCAAGGAAUCAGUUGAUUUUUAAGCAUUUAACUGGAUACCCAUCUUUUGUUUUGUGCGUUUCGGUGCCGUUUGCGGGCUACUAACCAUCUGAUUUUAUGAUUUAUUGCACACUCAUCUGAUUUUGAUGCCUUUUACUGCAUACCCAUAUUUGAUUUUUAUGGAUUUUAUAGCAAGUUCGUAUCUGAUUUUUGUGCAUUUUACUAUAGGACCACCUGUUGCAUAAUAGCGUAUUUCCUCUUGAUUUUCUCUUGGUUUUGGAUUUUUCGUUGGAAUAAUUGAUAGUUGUACUGUUCUAGAUCCAUACCCUGAGACCCAGGUUCUUUUGUGAACUGGCACACCUUUUGUUUUAAUUGCGUCGGUUAAUAGUAAUGUUGAAUUUUUUACCUUAAUUCCUUUUUUGUACUUGUGUGUGGGCUUGACUAUAAAACUCAAUAAACGUGUUGGGAAAUUAUAGGGUGAGGCAGAUCUGUUUUGGAUUAAUUAAUUUCAUGUUGUAUUUGAAGGCUUGGGAGCGAGGAGAAGAAUCAUUGCUAUAGAUCCAUAAAUUUUGGGCAUUGGGGUUUCUUAUAUUUUAACAUCAAGAACCCGAUCAAGGGAUAUCUUUGCCUUUCGUUGGAUUCUCAUGGCUGCUGUUUCCUCCCCUCAAAUUGGAACAAUCCAGCUUACCAGAUCCUCUGCGUGUUGUUCCCUCAACAUUGAUCAACCAAUCACCGGUUCUGUGCAACUUAAGAAGUGCAAGGGGUGGCCUGGGCAGUCUCUAAAGCAGCACAAUUCUUCCCUUGGUUUCAGAAAUCAGGCACGGAGACAAUCUGGGUUUCUGGCAAGAGCAAGUUUAGAGACUGUUGCCCCUACCAUUGGAAAAGUGACUGAAGUGGGAAAAGAUACCUUCUGGCCUGCUGUCAAUGCUGCUGGUGACAAGAUUGUGGUGUUGGAUAUGUAUACGCAAUGGUGUGGUCCAUGCAAGAUUAUUGCUCCAAAAGUGGAGCAACUGUCAGAGAAAUACUCGGAUGUUGUUUUUAUGAAGCUUGACUGCAACAUAGAGAACAAGCCGUUGGCAAAGGAAUUGGGUGUUAGGGUUGUUCCUACUUUUAAAAUUUUGAAGGGCAAAAAGGUUGUUAAAGAAGUGACAGGUGCCAAAUUGGAUGAUCUGGUACAGGCCAUUGAGACUGUCAAAGCAAGUUCAUAAAUUAUGAAUUGGACAGUUGCGUUGAGUUUCAAGGUUUCUGUAAAUUAAUUACACAAUAAGGGGUUUUUUAUUUGAACAGAAUUUAGUCUGUUCUUUAAAUUGAAGUUGGCAUUUCUGUUGUCUUUGUAGGAGCAUGGAAUUGUAACUACCUUUUCAUUUCAUACUUCGAGUUUCAGUAAUAGCUGUUUGAAAGAUGUCAGACAAAGGGACGAUUUAAUGUAAAAGAUCUGACAAAAACAGACUGUACACCAAAAAUUAUUCAUAAAAAUUGGUGGUAGUUCAUACACUUACUUAAUCUUUAAUUAUCUUUAAAAUUCUUGGAGAUAAUUAAUGGUCUGAAUAUAAUCUAUCCGCAUCGCUUUUGCAUCA
This is a messenger RNA of Cryptomeria japonica (Japanese cedar), 1606 nucleotides long. Its product is annotated as thioredoxin F1, chloroplastic. The transcript is spliced from 3 exons. The coding region runs from base 674 to 1237 and encodes 187 amino acids. The record is from RefSeq and is a predicted model, not a curated record. Lineage: Eukaryota; Viridiplantae; Streptophyta; Pinopsida; Cupressales; Cupressaceae.